Vespa velutina is the source of this 6627-nucleotide messenger RNA. RefSeq names its product chloride channel protein 2 (gene ClC-a). Gene Ontology annotation, molecular function: voltage-gated chloride channel activity. The coding region runs from base 1419 to 4439 and encodes 1006 amino acids. NCBI's taxonomy places the organism in Eukaryota, Metazoa, Arthropoda, Insecta, Hymenoptera, Vespidae. The transcript is spliced from 16 exons. Gene Ontology annotation, cellular component: membrane. Gene Ontology annotation, biological process: chloride transport; transmembrane transport. The record is from RefSeq and is a predicted model, not a curated record.
UAAUCAGUAGAACGUUUUAUUCUUUUUUAAUGAGUAAAACGCGCGCGUUUAAAAAUUCUUAUUGUUGUUUAAAAUUUUUAUAUAUUUACAUAAUAUAUUUACAUAAUUGAUAUGUCGAAAAUACGCUCGGUGAUCGGAAGAACAUUUUAUUUUUUUCAAUACAUAGAACGUGAGUGUUUAAAAAUAUCUUUUUGUUCUAUCUUGCACUGUAUAUAUACAUAUAUAUAAAUAUUUUAUAUUUACAAAUUUUCUUAAAUGCGUUAGUAGAUUUAAAACAUUGCAAGUACGUAUAUUUAGUAAUCGGUAAAACAUUUCUUUUUUCCUUUCUUUUUUUUUUUUAAGACAUAAAAUGUGACUGUUCACAAAUUUCUUAUCUUUUUUUUUUCCUUUUCCGAAUCAACAACUUUUCUUUAAUACAUUCGUAUAAUUGAUAUUUUGAAAAUAUAUUUGUUAGUUGAUAAAAAAUGUACUCUGUCUCUCUCUCUCUCUCUCUCACUCACUCUCUCUCUCUCUCUCUCUCUCUCUCUCUCUCUCUCUCUCUCUCUCUCUCUGUCUGUCUUCUUUUGGAAAAAAAUAAACGUUAUCGUUACCGAGAAUGAAUUAUUUGAAUGAAUCUAUUGAUUAAUUUAUUAACGUCAUUGCUUUCGAAAAGUUCAGAUCGUCUGGAAAGUUCUCUCUUUCGGUUUGUUUACCGGUAAAACCAAUCGACUCCGUUAUCGGAUAGAUUCAAUCGUGAACGUUAAUAUUUUUUAUUCUUUAGAUACGUUAUAGCGCGGUAGAAAAAAAGGAUUGUCGAUCGAGUAAAAUAGAAAUAAUAGAGGAUUUGUCAACGAUAUCGAGAUAGCGUGAGAGGGAAAAGCACAUAAUAAUAAUAAUAAUAAUAAUAAUAAUAAUAAUAAUAAUAAUAAUAAUAAUAAUAAUAAAAUAAUAAUAGUAAUAAUAAUAAUAAUAAUAAUAAAUAAUAAUAAAUAAUAGUAAUAGAAGCUUGAAAGAAAAAAGGAAAGAAAACUCGGAGGUGAUUAUCGUGAAGAGUUCAUCAUCGAUGAGAUUUCAAAAGAUAAAAGAAAGAAAAAGAGAGAAAUAGACCCGUUACAGACAAUCAUUAGUAGCAUAGCCGUGUGUUUAAGUGAAGUGACGACCUAACCCAAUCUAAUCUCCAUCUAUUCCUCUCUCUCUCUCUCUCUCUCUCUCUCUCUCUCUCUCUCUCUCUUUUUCUGAUUUCUUCGUCACCGUUUAUCUGAAUUUUUUGAAUACCGCGCGUUUCUUCAGCGGGGUAACAAUUCAAGAUGGCGUCCUCGGAAAUAAGAGAAAACGACGAAUAUGGACUUGGAUAUCAGAACACUUUGAUUAUAAUGCGCUAAAGCCGUUACCUAAGUUUCGAUUGAAACGAAAUCGAAAUCGUAAUAUACUGGUUAACAAUGGCGAAUCAAACAACGAAGAAGGAACUCUUGGAGGAGAGCUUGCAUCAUCAUCAUCCGGAGGGCAAUGAGGAAGAGGUUGACAAAGAGUGGGAGGAAUUUACGAGACUGAUGGCCAAGUUGAAGGAAAAUCGGCGAAAUAGGCCGCAUAGACCUUCACAAGCCUUCUACCCGUGUCCUCUACCAACUCCUGAAGAGGAGCAACAGGAUUUCGAUCCCUUCGACUAUAUAAACACGAUUAUGUAUGGUCGCUAUACGAAGGACCUUGGUGAAUACGCAAAAGAAGAGGCAAGAAGACUCAAGUAUCAUGAUAAGGCAAGAAAGAAGUACGACAAGACGAGGGCCGAGGAUCUUCGAAAAUCUCGAAGAGGUCCAUUGUGUAGAAAACUCUUGGCCUUGCUUGCCUUCGCUUGGAAACACACAGGAGCUAGAUUGGGCGAAGAUUGGGUAUUUCUAGCGCUUUUGGGUGUUAUCAUGGCACUCAUAAGUUAUGCCAUGGAUCGUGGGAUUUCAAUGUGCAACAACGCUAGAAUAUGGCUCUAUCAAGAUCUGACGUCUCAUCCGGCGCUUCAGUAUCUCGCUUGGGUGUCAUUGCCCGUUUGUCUGAUUUUAUUCAGUGCUGGUUUUGUACAUAUUGUGGCACCACAGAGUAUAGGCUCUGGUAUACCAGAAAUGAAGACGAUUUUAAGAGGUGUAGCUUUGAAGGAGUAUUUAACUUUCCGGACUUUAAUAGCAAAGGUGAUCGGUUUAACAGCCACUUUGGGUUCAGGCUUGCCACUUGGUAAGGAAGGUCCAUUUGUCCAUAUCGCCAGCAUCGUUGCGACUCUUCUAUCAAAAUUAGUCACCAGUUUUCAAGGCAUUUAUGAAAAUGAAAGUAGAAAUUGUGAAAUGUUGGCUGCAGCCUGUGCGGUUGGUGUCGCAUCAUGUUUUGCGGCACCCAUCGGUGGUGUCCUCUUCAGCAUCGAAGUCACCACAGUUUAUUUCGCAGUAAGGAAUUAUUGGCGUGGUUUCUUCGCUGCCGUUUGUGGUGCCACGAUGUUUCGACUCCUGGCUAUAUGGUUUCAAAGAGAAGAAACUAUCACGGCCAUGUUCGUCACUAAUUUUACCAUGGACUUCCCGUUCGAUCCUUAUGAACUUUUUGUGUUUGCUCUUAUUGGUGUUGGAAGCGGUUUGAGUGGUGCAUUUUAUGUAUGGUUGCAUCGACAAUAUGUUAUAUUUAUGAGAAAAAAUAAGAGUAUGAACAGUUUCCUUCAGAAAAAUCGCUUUUUAUAUCCUGGUAUCGUAUCCCUUCUGGUAUCAUCAGUAUCCUUUCCAUUGGGAUUAGGUCAGUUCAUGGCAGGUGAUUUGAAUACUCACGAUCAAGUAUUUGGACUUUUCACAAAUUUCACGUGGACGAAGGAUAACUUGGGCGUCGAAGAAAACAACAUAGUCAAGCAUUGGUCGACCCCAUACACCGACGUCUUCAUCGGUCUCCUGAGCUACGUUCUCUUCACUUUCAUCUUUUCCAUCAUAAGUUCGACAGUGCCUGUACCGUCUGGCAUUUUCAUCCCGGUUUUCAAAAUCGGUGCAGCACUUGGAAGAACCGUUGGCGAGGCUAUGGCCCUUUGGUUUCCACAUGGUGUUCGAUAUGGUGGAAUUAUCACUCCUAUCAUACCAGGUGGUUAUGCUACUGUAGGAGCAGCUGCUUUUUCUGGUGCCGUAACACAUACUAUAUCCGUAAGCGUUAUCAUUUUCGAAAUGACAGGACAAAUCACUCAUAUAGUACCAAUAAUGAUAGCAGUUUUAAUCAGUAAUGCGAUCGCCGCACUUUUACAACCAAGCAUAUACGAUAGCAUUAUACUUAUCAAAAAGUUACCUUAUCUACCGGAUCUUCUGCCGUCGAGUUCAGGUAUGUAUAAUGUUUACGUCGAAGACUUCAUGGUUCGUGACGUGAAAUACAUUUGGCACGGCAUCACUUAUCAAAGACUCAAAGAGAUACUUAAGGAGAAUCGUAAACUUCGUGGCUUUCCACUGGUAGAUAAUCCAGAAUCAAUGAUACUAUUGGGUUCAAUUCAAAGGCUUGAAUUGAUCAAAUUAAUAGAAAAACAUAUUGGACGUGAAAGGAGAUUACAAGUCGCACAAAAAUGGCACAAAGAAGCAGAGGAAAGAGCAAGAGAAGAGAUGGAACGUCAAUUGAGAGAACAAGAAAAAACAAGGAGACCUUCCAGAUUUGAAGUUAUCCCAGCUCCAGACAUUCUUAAAAUGCAAAGGCAAAGUGUUAAUGAUCUAACGAUGUCGGCAAAUAACGGUGGUGGGCCGGAUCAUCAUACGUACCAUUCACCGGUCUUCGGGACUCAACCAAAGAAAUCUAUUUUAAAGAAAACCAAUUCCUUUACUUUGAAAGGAUUUAGUCCACUAGUCAGCCCAGCUGUUACACCGUAUACAACGGUUACUGGAGCAGAAAGCAGAAUACGUCUAGCCUUUGAAGCGAUUUUCCGAAAAUCAGCAACUUUGCAGGAUGUUGAUCCAGAUCCAGAAAUGGGUACUGCUACCAGACGUGAAAGUCAAGAUUGCAUAGAUGCUCAGGCACAUCAACCUAUGCUUUCUUCUAGUCCAGCUACAUCGAAAAAAGUACAAUUGCCAAGGGAGAGAGUAAUCGAUAUGUCAGCUGAGGAUCAGAAAAGAUGGGAAGAAAGUGAGAUGGCUCUCGAAGUAGACUUUUCCAGAUGUCAUAUAGAUCCAGCACCGUUCCAGCUUGUAGAAAGAACAUCUUUGCUAAAAGUUCAUAGUCUUUUUAGCAUGGUUGGUGUAAACCAUGCUUAUGUGACAGCUAUUGGAAGGUUGGUCGGAGUAGUGGCAUUAAAAGAGUUGAGGAAAGCUAUUGAAGACGCUAACGCAGGAAUUUUGCCGAUGCACGCAGAAUCGCAUGUCGAUGCGUCAAAUUCCAGUUUAGUGAAGAGUGAAACUGAUGGGGAAAAUAAAAACGUCAGUGCAAUGAACUCCGUUGUUUCAAUUGAAAAUGAAAAAGUUGAAAAAGUCUGAGUGAGAGAGAGAGAGAGAGAGAGAGAGAGAGAGAGACGCGAAUGAACAGAAAAGUAAAGAAAGAAAAGAAAACAAAAAGAAAAAAAAUAUGAAACAACAAAUGUGAUAGUCACGUUGCACGCUGUUGGUAGCGUGACCUGGAAGAUGCACUUGCAAGAUGCGCCUCUUUUACCUGUUACCCACAUUAUUCUUUUUUCUUUUUUUUUUUUUUUUUACGAUCUUAUAUCUUCCUAUGGUACAUGUAUAAGCAACAAGUUCUUCAUCGCAUAAUGACAGUAACUUGCAAAUAUUCCUCUCGUACUUAAGUUUGAGGCGUACAAAACAGUUACUGAUAUAUAUAUACAUACACAUAUAUAUAUAUAUAUAUAUAUACAUAUAUAUAUAUAUACAUAUAUACAUAUAGAAAUGAGAUUCUUUAAGUAUUACAUACUUUGAUUUGGGCAUUAAUUUUUAAUCAUAAUAUUUUUCUAAUUGAAGCAUACAUUACAUAUUCUUCAGUAAUCUAAACGAACCAAAUAGUUUUUGGUUUCUAUCGCUUGAUAUCUCUAAUUUGUACGUAGGGCUCGUCAUAUCGGAAAAUUCUAUCCAAUUAUCUAUACAUAUCUAUAUAUACAUACAUAUAGAAAUAUAUAUAUAUAUAUAUAUAUAUAUAUAUAUAUAUAUACAUAUAUAUAUAUAUAUAUAUACACUAACAAAAAAUUUUGAAAUGACAAAUUUAUUUUAAUGAGUACGUUUGAAAGAUCACGGUAACAUAUUUUUGGUCCUCUAUUGAUAUAAGUGAAUGUAGCAUAAUAUAAAUAUAUGUAAACAUAUACGCGUUAUAUAUAUAUAUAGGUAUAUCAAAAUGCAUAAGCAUGAGUGAGAAUCCAAAUGAUUCGCGAUGCAAACAAGAAAAUCAAAACUGGAAAAAAAUAGAAAAAAAUCGUGAACGUUGAUUAUAAAUAUAAUUCAUUGUUAAAAAAAAAAUAUAAGAAAUAAUUUCAAAGUGAAACAUUAUCAAUGAUACUAAAUAAGGCUUCAUGCUCAAUAUUGUAUCGUGAAUCACGAUUUCCUUAUUAUUAUAGGUAGGAUAUAAUUUAUAUAAUAAUGUAUUUUUUUAUUUAAUAUAAAAACGGAUAAAGUGAUUCAAAGUGCCAAAGGCAGAUGAUUGUAUCCUACUCUGUGAAGAAAGAAAGAAAGAAAGAAAGAAAGAAAGAUGGAAAGAUGGAAAGAAAGAAAAAAAAAAUAAAACAAAAAAACUAAGCAUAAUUUAAAUAAGAAUAUAAUUAUUUAAGUAGAACAAAGACAAUAUAGCACUCAUGAAAUGCUCCCUUAGCUCGUAACUAUCUGACUAUGGUUGUGCCAGACUAUUAUUUAUUAUAAUUGUUAGAUGUGUUGAUUGAGAUAUAAGAAAAACAUUCGCAUCACAUGUGUUGAUACAUUAGUAAAGGAACAUAUAAAGGUAUGUCUUAUUACAACGAUCACGACAUUAAAUAUAUUCAUAAUAAUUUAAUACCUUUAUUUUUUUCUCAAAUGAGACAAUUUUAAAUACUUAUACGCAUUUAAUUCAAUAAUGUUUUUUUCUUUCUCUUUUUUUUUCAUUUCCUUUUUUAACUUUUUAAAUAAUAAACAUGUACAAUCGUUAUGAAUUAAAAUCGAUCAAAUUAUAAAUGAUCUGUUUUAUCUUUUAACAAAUAAUGUCAUGAACGUAGAAUUAAGCUACCUUUAAUGUUUUCUAAUAUAAGUCAACAUUAUAAACAAAUAGAAAAUCAAAACAAGACGCGCACAAUAACAUAAUUAAAUUUUUUAAUCAGAAUGGAUACUCUAUCUAUAGAUGUUACAAUAACCCAUAGAUUCUAGAGCAUUUUACAUUCCAUCCGAUUAUACUACUAUGAUGCAUUCUAUCCUUAUGAGAACAAUUAAUUAGUAAAGUUGUUCAAAUUGAUACGAUAAUAGCACUUCAUAAAUGCACUACUACGUUAUUGUGAAUAAUUAUUGUGAAUAAUAAAAUGUUUAUCGUGCUUAUGUUUUCAUUACGAUAUUCAUGAAAUUUAAUCAUUGUACUAUACUCUAUAAGACCAAACAAACAAACAAAAAAUAUUUCUUGUACAAUAUAUAAUGAUAUGACUUUAAAAAAAUUAAUUAUAUAAACAAUAAAGGUUCUAGUGAUGAAUCUAGUAACAGAAAAAAAAGAAAACAAAAAACAUUA